This is a messenger RNA of Vigna unguiculata (cowpea), 1028 nucleotides long. RefSeq names its product pterin-4-alpha-carbinolamine dehydratase 2, mitochondrial-like. Gene Ontology annotation, cellular component: mitochondrion. Gene Ontology annotation, biological process: tetrahydrobiopterin biosynthetic process. Gene Ontology annotation, molecular function: 4-alpha-hydroxytetrahydrobiopterin dehydratase activity. NCBI's taxonomy places the organism in Eukaryota, Viridiplantae, Streptophyta, Magnoliopsida, Fabales, Fabaceae. The record is from RefSeq and is a predicted model, not a curated record.
CAUUAAAUAGCUUCCUCAUAUGCUCAUGCUUUCCUCGUGUCUAUAUAAAUGUGUAUUCAUUGCUGAUUGAUUUUUUUUUUGGUACUCGUCAUGCCGAUCAUAUGUAUAAAGGUCAUGUUUUUAGUUUCAUCAAAUUGGAUCUCUCUUUAGAUUUACAACAUUUGCAUCACCAAGACUAGAAAAAAUGUGUAGUAUGUGACGAUCAAGACAGAUACUGUUGAAUGGGAUAUGAAUUUAUUGAAACUGGACAUGCUGCUCGUGUCUGUGCCUUGUGGUUGUGAAAUGUUACUCUAGUUGAUGUUGCAGAAUCUGUUGCAUGUGGUACACAAAUUUAAGUUGGCCCUUUUCUCAUGUGGGGUUGAUCUUUUGUGCUAUUCUAGUGGUCUGACAGAUAAGAAAUGUGUGCCAUGCAAUCUGAAGGAAUUACGGCCCAUGAGUGAGGAUUCAGCACAGACUCUAAUGCCACAGGUUGCUGAGUGGAAUUUGGUAAACGAUGGUGGUGUCAUGAAACUGAAGCGAUCAUGGACAGCAAGGACCUUCUCCAAGGGACUGGAUUUUCUUAGGAUAGUAUCUGUUCUUGCUGAAAGUGAAGGUCAUCAUCCCGAUCUUCACCUUGUGGGCUGGAAUAAUGUUACUAUAGAGAUUUGGACACAUGCUAUUGGAGGGUUGACAGAAAAUGACUUCAUACUUGCUGCUAAGAUCGAUAAGCUUGAUGUGCUUGACUUAAUUAGACGGAAGCCUUCUGACUGAGUCAACAAUGCUAAGCAGUAUUAGCAGAACUAUUACUUGUCUAUUGGCAGUAAUGUUCUGUUUUCAGGCUAGUAUUUUCAUCUACUUGAUUGCUUAAAGCUUCGUAGAAAGUCUUUGGAAUGAUCUUUUUUCAAUCAAAAGCAUGUUCACGCUAGUGAUCACAAUUUACUUAUUUGAGAUAUAAAAUGAUGACAUUCUUUUUAAUAAGACCUCAGUAUAUAGGCUUGUAUAUGUGCUAGAUAAUGAUAAAAAAAUAUUUUUUACAAUUGUUUUUGUAA